This is a messenger RNA of Knipowitschia caucasica, 282 nucleotides long. NCBI's taxonomy places the organism in Eukaryota, Metazoa, Chordata, Actinopteri, Gobiiformes, Gobiidae. The record is from the annotation of a GenBank genome assembly.
AUGUUUCCAAACGAUAUCCACGAUAUCGCUAUCGCCAAAUUGGUUGGAAAAGGAACAGGUGAGUACAGUCCAUCACCAAGUCGCCGCUCCAUCGUUCCUCUGGCAGCCGUGAAGGUGGUGGCACCGACCGGCCCGUAUCUAGGUCAGCAGAUCCGCAACUGGACCCAUCUGGUCCGGGCCAACUCCCCCUCGGUCUUCACAAGAGAAAGUCCAGAGCCCAAACAUACAGUGCAAAGACACGCACUCACCAGAUGUUGUGGAUUAGUGAAGAAACCCGCUUAA